GACAGCGUCAACAAUCACCUCCGAGAGAGUUAUUGUUGUUCAUUUCCAUCAUUUCCCAAGUUUUGAAGCUCCAAUUCGCCAGUUUUCACACACGGAGACCUCCUGUCCUCUUCAGCACCGCGUCUGGGUGCAGCUGUUACAAUGGAAACGGAGGAGCAGUCCAGGAAUCGUUUCCAGUCAGAGCUGGAGUUCGUUCAGUGUUUGGCCAACCCAAACUACCUCAACUUCUUGGCUCAGAGAGGCUUCCUGAGAGAGAGACCCUUCAUCAACUACCUGAAGUACCUUCUGUACUGGAAGGAGCCUGAAUACGCCAAGUUCCUCAAGUACCCCCACUGCCUGCACAUGCUGGAGCUGCUGCAGUACGAACACUUCAGGAAGGAGCUGGUCAACGCUCAGUGCGCCAAGUUCAUCGACGAGCAGCAGCUGCUUCACUGGCAGCAUUAUUCCAGGAAGCGCACGCGGCUGCAGCAGGCGCUGGCCGAGCAGCAGCCGAUGCAGCAGCAGCCGCCGCCGCACGGGAACGCCGCGGCGAAGUGAAGCGGCUCAGCCGGGGACUCUCUGGGCUGAGGCGGACAUUUUGGACAGUCUCACUGCAGGACGCCAGCACCGUGGUCAUGUGGCUUCAGGAUCACAAACUGUGACAUUUCCUCCUGACCACAAGGAAAAAACUUUUGAAAGUUUUGACGCUGAGUAAAAAUUCCACAAACAUUUAAGUCAUGCAAAUGUUUUCUCACUUUAUUCUUUUUCUGUAAUAAAAUAUUUGUUAUAUGGUG
This is a messenger RNA of Salarias fasciatus (jewelled blenny), 773 nucleotides long. It is a transcript of the gene med31, whose product is annotated as mediator complex subunit 31. The record is from RefSeq and is a predicted model, not a curated record. Gene Ontology annotation, molecular function: transcription coregulator activity. Gene Ontology annotation, biological process: regulation of DNA-templated transcription. Lineage: Eukaryota; Metazoa; Chordata; Actinopteri; Blenniiformes; Blenniidae. The coding region runs from base 142 to 537 and encodes 131 amino acids. Gene Ontology annotation, cellular component: mediator complex. The transcript is spliced from 4 exons.